AUGGAGAGAGCAGGUGAUCCCGGCUUCCCCUACACUCAGGAGAACCGGAGCCGCCGAGCACAAACACAAACGCUGCACCAAAAAAGGCUACCACCCCUCCCGAUCGACGACUACAAAGUGGUCAUCCGGCCGAGAGACGGUCUCAACCUCGGAGCCUGGAGUACGGACAAGCUCACACGAGCCAUCCUCGUGGCAUCUAAACUCUCGUUUACCGAAACGUCCGAUAGCGCUAUAAGAAUCCGCCGUGACCAGAACCUGGCGAUCAUCAGCACCCCAAGACUAGAGACAUCCUCCCGCAUACAAGCAAUCUCGGCGCUAACUCUCGAAACCAGGCAAUACGAAGUCACAGCAUACCUGGCAGUCCCCGACAAUUCAUGCAGAGGCAUCAUCUCCGGUGUAGACACCAGAACGACAGCCGAGACACUCACUGAGGAAUUACGUGCCCCCGGGACCAACAUCUUGUACGCCAGAUUGAUGGGACAGACUAACACUGCCAUCAUCACAUUUGAGGGACUCAAGGUACCCCACUACGUGUACCUGUCGGGCGGUGAAUACCCAUGCAGACCCUACCAACCAAGAAAACAAAUAUGCGGCGUUUGCCUGGGCCUAGGACAUCGCACCGACGUGUGCCCGCAACCGGAGAAGAGCCGAUGCACCACCUGCGGAACACCUGGCGGUGCCAUGGAAGAUCACCAGUGCAAACCCUACUGCAUAAAUUGUGGCGGUGAACACCCAGCAGUCGAUCCGCGCUGCCCGGCCCGACAGAGGGGACCAUACAACAAGAAACACGUCCAACAACACCAACAAAUGCAAGGACGACAGAAAUCACCGCUACCACCGCCACCGCCCCCACCGCCCCCACCAAGAAGUGCAGACCCUCAAUGGCCGAAACUACAAAGCAAAACCUGGGAAGAUCCUACUUGCCAAUACAGGAGGUGA
Messenger RNA from Ixodes scapularis (black-legged tick), 939 nucleotides. RefSeq lists its product as uncharacterized. The transcript has 2 exons. The coding region runs from base 1 to 939 and encodes 312 amino acids. Lineage: Eukaryota; Metazoa; Arthropoda; Arachnida; Ixodida; Ixodidae. The record is from RefSeq and is a predicted model, not a curated record.